Messenger RNA from Phyllostomus hastatus (greater spear-nosed bat), 2260 nucleotides. It is a transcript of the gene KIZ, whose product is annotated as kizuna centrosomal protein. Gene Ontology annotation, cellular component: centrosome. Gene Ontology annotation, biological process: spindle organization. The record is from RefSeq and is a predicted model, not a curated record. Lineage: Eukaryota; Metazoa; Chordata; Mammalia; Chiroptera; Phyllostomidae.
GCCUUGGUCAAGCCACACCCUCAACGGCCCAGAGGACGUGUGGAAGUGCAGUGGUUACGGCAUGCGCCUGGCUUCCGCACCGUCUUCGUUCUUUGCGAGCCCGGACUACUACGAGAGGCUGGGCCACCUCCAACGUGGGCUGCGGGAGAGUGAAAAGAAGAGAUUGGACCUGGAAAAGAAACUUUAUGAGUAUAGUCAGUCUGAUAUAUGCAGAGUUAAGUUGAAGUAUGUAAAGCUAAAGAAAUACCUCAAGGAAAUAUGUGAGUCAGAAAAGAAGGCUCAUACUCGAAACAAAGAAUAUUUAAAGCAGUUGGAGUGUAUCCAAGCUCAUGUUGGACACUUUACCACAAAUACAGAGAAGCUUCAAGAACUGAAGAUUGAGUAUGAGACUCAAAUUAAGGAGAUGCAGCUACUCUCAAAAGAUUCCAAAGAAAACCUGUCUCAGGAAGAUAGGGAAAUAGUGGCAGUGCAGGCAGGAAUUAACUCAGGGACAGCUGUGUCAAGAGGAUUGUAUCAAUCAACAACAACUAUGGGCCACCAAAUGUCAGCCAUCUCAAGCAUUGGAGAUUUUAGUACAGUGCAGAAAUCUCCCCAAGCCACAAAGAACUUUUCAAUUCCUGACCCACAUUCAUACCAACAGACAGCCCAGAACAGUAACGUGACAGACAGCUAUGUAGUACAAACUAAUAGUGACACACAGUGCUUAAAUAAGUCUGACAAAAUAGAUGGAAAGACAUCUCUUCAGACUGGUGAGAAAAUGCUAAUCACAGCCAGCUCAUUGUCUGAGGAGGAAGAAACUUAUUGCUUGGAGAUAAGAAGCAACACAUGUCAUGGCAAGAGUAAUUUAUCUGAAGGCAAAAAGUCCGCUGAACUCCAUUCCUCGUUACAGGAAAGAUUAAGUCCAGAGAACAGAACCACUGAUUUAAAGUGUGACAGUUCCAGCCGAUCAGAGGGAUCAGAGGGAGAAAUACUGACACGAGAAUAUACUGAAGUCAAGGAAGAAAGAGCCAGACUGCCCGUCUCUCCGAUCUCAGUCUUAGAACACUGUGCAUCUGGAAAUAAGUGUUCUCAAGAGAAGCAUUCUGCUGGGGAAGGUUUCUCAGAUCAUUGUCUUCAUGGGGACCCAGAAUCACAGAAGCCCUUCAGAAAAGUACAGGAAGAGCAGGAGGAGGAAAGUUUGAGGAGCAGCAGUGACCUCACAGUUUCUGAAAGUGAAGAUGAUCUGAUUUUAAAGAGUCCAGAACCACAACAAAAUCCAGAUGACAUGAUGGAGGGAGAAGAUGGAAUAGAGGCCUUAAAAUUAAUCCACUCUGAGCAAGAAAGAGAUGCCCCAUCCACUGCAAAACAUAAUUGUAUUAUGCAAACCCUAAGUUCUCCUAAUUCAAAAAAGGAAUCCUCUACUAACUCACCAACAAGAGAGCUCUAUAAUCAUAGUGACAUUCUGAAAGGAGACCUUGAAGAUUGCAGACCAGCUGUCCUUCACCAGCUUCUGAGACUCUCGCCUGGGGGUGGCACUGAUGAAAAGCAAGUCAGAUCUGAACAAGCAUGUGCCUCGGGCUUAUUAAGGGCACAAUUAGGUCAGCAUGUUUCCACCUUGAAAGAACAUGAUAAUUCUGUCAAAGAAGAAAUAGGUAAACUGUCUGAAGUUUUCCUAGUCAAAAACGUGGACCAGGGGACAAAGGCACCAUUAUUAUUGAAAAGAGCCCCUACAGAAGAGUGUGAGGAUAGGUCGGCUUUUCACAGUAAUGAAUUAUCUUGUAGCUUGCCAUCUAUUCUGAAUGACAAUACUGGAAUAAAGGAAGCAAGACCUGCUCUUUGGUCCAACAGAGUUCUUACAAGGGAACAAGAAGUUCCAAGUGGCUGCAGAGACGAGAGCAAGGAAGAAAGCAUGGUAGUGAAGAUUCCAAUCAUGGAAACAAAAGGCUACCAGUUGCUGAAGCAGUCUGCCCUUGAAUAUAAUACCAAUCAAACUGAAGACAGAUUCCAAAAGGAUGCCUCUGCCUCACAACUGUCAGGUUUGAACAUUGGUAGCGGUACAUUGAAGAUAAAGACAACUAACAAAAUUAUUUCAGAAGCUAGUUUUUCAUCUAGCGAAGGAAGUCCUUUGUCAAGGCAUGAAAACAAAAAGAAACUAACUACCAACUUAAAAUCUAAAGCCUUCUGUAGUGAGUCUGAUAACAGUAACUCAGAAAUUGAAGCUGCUCUAUGUCCUAGAAACCAUAGCACAUCCACUGAUGAUUUUGAUGAUUUUUAUGACUGA